CAACUUGAACAGUCAGCAAGAGGACACUUUUCAUCACCUUAACACCUUGCAAUACACUGCCGAAAAUGCUUUCCUAUCUCGUCACAGGAGUCAAUCGCGGUAUUGGAUGGGGGUUCCUCAAGAAAUUGUCCGAAGACGCGAAUAAUACCGUGAUUGGCAGCGUUCGUGACAAGGCUGCUGUUGAGAAGAAAAUCGCCGAUGAGCUUGGAAAUCGCCCCAACAUUCACAUUGUGGAAUUUGAGCUGGCCAACCAUGACAGCAUCAAGAAAUCUGUCCCAGAAGUUUCCAAGAUAACUGGAGGCAAACUCGACUACGUCAUUGCUAACGCAGCAUAUGUCUCGCCUGUUUCAACCUGGCUCCCAAUCGGAAAGCAAGCCGAAAACCCGGAGGAGCUUGAAGAAGACCUGUUGAAGAGUUUCAAGAUCAAUGUCGUUGGAAACGUUCACCUCUUUAGCCUCUUCUUGCCUUUGAUCCUUAAGGGAGAUGUCAAGAAAGUCAUUGCCAUCAGCUCGGGAAUGGCCGAUCAUGAGAUGGUCAACCAGUACCGCCUCGAAGUCAGCGCCCCAUACUCCAUCAGUAAGACAGGCGUGAACAUGGCCGUGAGCAAAUUCCACGCACAAUAUGCCCAAGACGGGGUCCUUUUCAUGAGCGUCUGCCCAGGAAUUGUGGACACUGGACACAAUCAGAAGUUGAGUGAGGAACAUCAGGAGUACUUCCUGAAGACCGGCGCCAUUUUCAACGCCUAUGCGCCUGGUGUAUCUUUUGCCACUCCGGAGGAAUCUGUCAAUGAUGUUCUCAAAGUCAUCUACAACUCCAGCCUUGAGAAUGGCAGAGGAGGCGAGUUUAUCUCUCAUUUGGGCACCAAAAGAUGGCUGGAGGCCGACGCAGGAAGCGUUGCACUUUGAAAGACAACUGAUCUCAUUACCUUGAGUGAUCUAUGCUCCGGGGUACUCUAGAUGUUUACCUGUUCGAAGUUUCCCGCGUAUAUACUGCAGAUUGGAAAUUGGCAAGUUGAAUGUAGAUUGACAGUUGUCGCAUGAUUUGAGCCGUUGCGAUAGUUAGAUAAUUGGUCAAAUCCAAAGCUGACUACCAUAAGCACUUAUCACCCAAAGCCUCCAAAUCAUCGAGCCUGUGAACCUUUCAAAAUCUGAU
This is a messenger RNA of Colletotrichum phormii, 1152 nucleotides long. Its product is annotated as short-chain dehydrogenase. The transcript has 5 exons. Gene Ontology annotation, molecular function: oxidoreductase activity, acting on the CH-OH group of donors, NAD or NADP as acceptor. Lineage: Eukaryota; Fungi; Ascomycota; Sordariomycetes; Glomerellales; Glomerellaceae. The coding region runs from base 66 to 905 and encodes 279 amino acids. The record is from RefSeq and is a predicted model, not a curated record.